AUGUUUGGCUCUAUUGAGUACAAUAUCAAAAAACAACUGGAAGCAAGCAAAGCACUGCGAGAGCCAAAACCAAUUGACGAAUUACUAUUUAACGUAGCAACCACAGUAUCAAGAGAUUUUUCGUUGAGCUCAAUAUGCUCGAAAUAUUUUCGAGAUAUUAAUUUGUCUUCCUGUAAAAUUACUGAGAUCGAUUCCGAGUUUGUAAAUUAUUGCAAGUUUCUAGAAAUACUAAGUCUGUCAUUCAAUAAGAUUGACUCAAUCAAAUUCCUUCCGCAGCAAUUGUAUGGCCUCAAUGCAUAUUCGAACUCCAUUUCAAAAGUUGUUCCCUUAAAAACGUUUCCAAACAUUGUUCAUCUCGGUCUGGGCUACAAUAGAUUAAAUAAUUUAGAGUUUAUUGAGGAAUGUCCAUACUUGGCUUCUCUGGAUGUUAGUUUUAACGAUUUAACAAGUUUGGAAAAAUCAAUUCAAUCGCUGACCAAAGUUCCGAAUUUGAAAACUCUAAAUUUGCAAGGAAACUGCUUUUGCAUGCUCGAGCAUUAUAGAGGAGCGGUGUUCUCAUCUUUACCAAAGAUUGAAACACUAGAUAACGAAAAUUUUACAGAGGAGACCAGGAAAAGAUAUAUUGACUUAUUUCACGGUUUCUCAAACGAAAAGAAAACAAAACUUGUUGUGACAUUAGCAUCAUUGAGUGGAGUUAAUUUUGAUGAAGAAAUCAAAUUAAUUGAAGAUGAAAAUGCCUCUGCCAACGAUAAGAAUGGAAAGAAAACGCCCAUCAAAAGAAUACCGUCCGCGAGUAAAAAGAAAGCUCCAAACGCCAAGAAACCCAGUGAAAUUACAUUUUUCAAGAGUAUUUAUUACAUUGUAAGGUUUUCUUGGCCCAAAGAGGACGAAAAAGAUGAAACCGCCUUUAUUGAAAGUAGUCCUGUCUAUUUACCUGAUCCUGAUCCAAAAACAAACUCGAGGAUUGUGUCCAUUGAUUUUAAGGAUACCUUUGAAUUUCAUAUUUCUGAAAAAUCUCUUGGAGUGAAGCAUCAUAUUGAGAAACCCAUAAGCUUUUACGUAUAUCGAAUUGUUGCCAAUAUUCAAGAUGACGAUGAUUCCAACAAGAUUGAGUUAUCGAGAGAUUUGCUUGGAAUUUUAUUUGCAAAUUUCAACAUCUUAUGGGAAAGAGGGUUUACACUACCUGUUCCAAUACCUGAAGAUGAUGACUCUGCCAAGUCAGGAGACGAGCUCAAAGCACUCAUGAAAAACUCAUUAGAAGAACGUCAUAACCUUCAAAACGAUAUCAGUACAUCAUCUUUGUCAAACCUAACGAUGGGAGUCUCAAUCACACAACCUAAUGAGAUUUGGGAGAGUUAUGAAAAAGACUGGAAAGAUCCAAAGAAGAGAAAACAAGCUGCUAAAACUGCCAACAACAAGAAACCACCCUCGAGAAAGUAA
This is a messenger RNA of Naegleria fowleri, 1440 nucleotides long. RefSeq lists its product as uncharacterized. The transcript is spliced from 4 exons. The record is from RefSeq and is a predicted model, not a curated record. Gene Ontology annotation, molecular function: protein binding. Bases 1 to 1440 code for a protein of 479 amino acids. NCBI's taxonomy places the organism in Eukaryota, Heterolobosea, Eutetramitea, Acrasida, Naegleriidae. Gene Ontology annotation, cellular component: cytoplasm.